This is a messenger RNA of Acanthaster planci (crown-of-thorns starfish), 3750 nucleotides long. RefSeq names its product 1-phosphatidylinositol 4,5-bisphosphate phosphodiesterase gamma-1-like. Gene Ontology annotation, molecular function: protein binding; phosphatidylinositol-4,5-bisphosphate phospholipase C activity. Gene Ontology annotation, cellular component: ruffle membrane. Gene Ontology annotation, biological process: positive regulation of epithelial cell migration; phosphatidylinositol metabolic process; phospholipid catabolic process. NCBI's taxonomy places the organism in Eukaryota, Metazoa, Echinodermata, Asteroidea, Valvatida, Acanthasteridae. The record is from RefSeq and is a predicted model, not a curated record.
GUGCUAGUUAUUUCCAGGUUUCACUUACAGUGCAGCUGCUUGUGGCAUGACUACGGAGUCACACUCCUCAUGUUCUCCUCCUCGAUCGAGUGACUUCUAAUCAGAAUGGCCACCAACAGCCUCUACAAGAAGAAGCUGACGCCCCAAGAGGUGGCCAGCAUCACCAAGAUGCUGUCCAUGGGCACCGUCAUGACUCGUUUCUAUGGGAAACGGAAACCAGAGAAGAGGUCCUUUGAAAUCUGCAUGGACACGCGGCAGAUUCUGUGGAGGCGGCAGACAGGACGCACAGAUGGAGCAGUUAAAAUUCGUGAGAUAAAAGAAAUUCGUCCUGGCAAGAAUUCCAGGGACUUUGAGAGGUGGCCAGAUGAAGCCAAGAAGUAUGACUCCUCACUGUGCCUGGUCAUCUGCUAUGGGGCUGAAUUUAGACUCAAGAGUUUGUCUGUUGUCGCUGGCAAUGCAGAUGAAAGGCACAAAUGGAUCGUCGGGUUGAAUUGGCUGGUGGAGGAGCACAAAAAGUCAACCUACCCGAGCAGAGUGGAAUGGUGGUUACGUCGGGAGUUCUUUGCUUUGGGAAAGUCAAAAACUGAUACGGUGUCACUCAGGGACAUGAAGUCAUUCAUGCCAUAUGUCAACCUGAAGAUGAACACAAAGGACCUGAAGGAAUACUUCAGUGAAGUAGAUCGGUGGAACAAGCAAGAGAUUGGCUAUGAUGGCUUUGUUCAGCUUUACCAUAACCUCAUUUUCCAGAGAGAGGUUGCUGAUAGGUUCAAAGAAUACAUCGAUGAGAGAAAUCUGGUGACUGUGAAUGGCAUGAUCCGCUUUCUUGCUCAGGAGCAGAAGGACACUGUGGCAAACAAUCCAGUUGCUGUCAAAUCCUUGAUGGAAUCAUUCCUCUCUGGCCUCGGCCGACCCUGCCAGGAUUCAGAUCCCAAAUUCACAGUGCCGGAGUUUCUUUUGUACUUGUUCUCGCCCGAGAAUGAAAUCUGGGACAAGCGCUAUGAUGAGAUUGUUGAUGACAUGAGCCAGCCGCUCUGUAACUACCUGAUUGCCUCCUCACACAAUACAUAUCUUACAGGGGAUCAGAUUGCCAGUGAGUCAUCAUGUGAGGCCUACGUACGCUGUCUACGCAUGGGUUGCAGAUGUCUGGAACUUGACUGUUGGGAUGGACCAGAAGGAAUGCCCAUAAUCUAUCAUGGCCUGACCCUGACUUCAAAAAUCAAAUUCAUGGAUGUUCUGAAGACGAUAAAGGAACAUGCUUGGGUGCAGUCAGAUUUGCCCAUCAUACUGUCGAUAGAGAACCACUGCACACUGAUACAGCAACGUAACAUGGCCACAUCAUUCCAGGAAGUUUUCGGGGAUGCUCUUCUGACCCAGCCAGUGGAUCGCGAUGCCACUACACUGCCCACCGUCAACCAGCUGCGGAAGAAGAUCAUCUUGAAGCACAAGAAGCUGACGGGAGCCAGUGAGACUUUCAGCGUACCAACUGAAGAAAUGUCUGGACUUGAUGUGAGGAACUCUCUGAAGAAUGGAAUUCUUAAGAUUGAGGACCCAAUGGAUAAUGAGUGGGUUCCCCACUUCUUCAUGUUGACAACAGAGAAGCUUUUCUACUGUGAGCAGACUCAGAACGUUGGCAACCAAGAUGAUGAUGAUGACACCAGCAGUCAAUUGGAUAUUCAAGCCACCCCCAACGACGAGCUACACUUCUCGGAGCCUUGGUUCCAUGGCAAGCUCAACAGCAAUAGUGACGUUCCGCCCAGGAUGCUGGCCGAACAGCUGCUGACCCAGUACCAGAAGGGAGAUGGCACCUUCCUGGUGCGAGAGAGUGAGACCUUCAAGGGAGACUACUCCUUGUCUUUCUGGGCUCGAGGAAAAGUCAACCACUGCCGCAUCCGCUACAAGCUGGACCAGAGCCGGCCCAAGUAUUUCCUGGUGGAGCACACCUGCUUUGAUAGCCUCUACAGUCUCAUCUCCCACUACCGACAGUGUCCCCUGCGCAGCCGUGGUCUGGAACUCCUCCUGACCGAUCCAGUACCCCAGCCACUAAGUCAUGAGGGCAAAGAUUGGUUUCAUAAAAAGUUGAGCCGAACCCAAGCGGAGGAGAUGCUGAAGCGGGUGCACCAAGACGGUUCAUUCCUCGUCAGGAAGAGGGAGCAGGCAGACGACUCCUACGCCAUUUCAUUCAGGGCUGAGGGCAAGAUUAAGCACUGCCGCAUUAACCAGGAGGGCCGCCUCUUUGCCAUCGGCAAUGCCCACUUUGAGAGCAUUGUGGAGUUGGUCUCCUACUACGAGAAGUUCCCGUUGUACCGCAAGAUGAAGCUUAAGUACCCUGUUAACCAGGAGAUUGUGGAUCGGCUCGGAGGGGCUGCAGACGAGAAUUCCUUGUAUGGAAACCCAGAGCUCUACAUGGACCCAAACCAGUUUGUACCAAAGGUGACGGUGAAAGCUUUGUACGACUAUAAGGCACAGCGAGAUGACGAGCUGUCAUUUUGCAAGCAUGCCAUCAUUACCAAUGUGGACAAGCAGGACCUUGGAUGGUGGAAAGGAGACUAUGGGGGCAAGAAGAACAUGUGGUUCCCAUCCAAUUAUGUGGAGGAAACCCAGCCAAAUGAUAAUGGACCUGAUUCAAUGUUAAUGGGAAACCUACAGAAAGGGGUCAUCGAUAUUCGGAGAUGUGUUGUCGAGACGUUGCCGGCAAGUCGGUCCACCCACCCCUACGUCUUCAGAAUCUCCCCUCUGAACAACAGACCUUCUAUCGACCUGGCAGCAUCUUCCACCGAAGACCUCGGCGACUGGAUUCAGACCAUAGAGGAUGCCUCCAUCAAGGCUGAAGCCAGGCGAUUGGAGGAGACCAGGCAUGAACGCAAGAUGCGCAUCGCUAAGGAAUUCUCUGAUCUCAUCGUGUAUUGCAGAUCAGUACCUUUCCGUGAAGACAACAUUCCUGGCAACUACUAUGAAAUGUCCUCCUUCCCAGAAACGAAGGUGGAGCGGUACCUGACCAUCUCCAAAUCCAAGAUACUGCUGGAGUACAACAAGCACCAGGUCAGUCGGACGUAUCCCAAGGGGCAGCGCUUUGAUUCCUCCAACUACGACCCUGUGCCCAUCUGGAACAUCGGCACACAGAUGGUGUCUCUCAACUACCAGACACCAGACCGCUUUAUGCAAGUUAACGAGGGCUUCUUUGCCCUGAACAACCGCUGUGGAUACGUUCUCAAACCAGCCUGCAUGAGAGAUGCCGCCUUUGACCCCUACGACCAACGCACAGUGUCUGGAGUCGAUCCCAUCCAUCUAAACAUUACGAUUCUGGCAGCACGUCACUUGGAGAAGACUGGGCGGAGUAUCGCCAGUCCCUUUGUUGAAGUGGAGAUAAUUGGUCUGGAUCGAGACAAUGCCCAAAAGUACAAGACACAGACAGUUGCUGACAAUGGCUUCAACCCAAUCUUCAGCGAACGCUGUGAAUUUGAUGUUGUUAACAAAGAACUGGCCUUCAUCCGCUUUGUUGUGCAAGAUGAGGAUGUCUUUGGGGACCCCAACUUCCUCGGUCAGCGGACACUACCACUGCGGGCAAUCAGAACAGGUUAUCGCUCAUUGCCACUUAUGAAUGGGUACUCUGAGUUUCUAGAGCUGGCAUCACUGCUCAUUCAUGUAGAAUCCAGGGUUAUCGGGAGCACAGACAACAACAGUGCAAGAGACCAGCCAGUAUGCCGUGCAGAGGCCCGCUAUGACAUCGGCGCACAUGCGAUCAUGGACUGA